This is a messenger RNA of Ricinus communis (castor bean), 1193 nucleotides long. RefSeq names its product probable aquaporin PIP2-6. The record is from RefSeq and is a predicted model, not a curated record. NCBI's taxonomy places the organism in Eukaryota, Viridiplantae, Streptophyta, Magnoliopsida, Malpighiales, Euphorbiaceae. The transcript has 2 exons. The coding region runs from base 209 to 1141 and encodes 310 amino acids. Gene Ontology annotation, molecular function: channel activity. Gene Ontology annotation, biological process: transmembrane transport. Gene Ontology annotation, cellular component: membrane.
CUUCCUGAAAGAAAUUUGGACAUAUACGCUAAAUUUUGAAAUCGAUUACGUAUGUAAUAAUAGCACUGGUAUGGUAUCUCAACACAAAUUGAAGAGAAAUGCAUGCCAGCCUCACUUCUAUAAAUAGGAAGAUUAUCUUCCCUCAUUUUAUCGCUAGAACUGGACUGGGCUAGUAGCAGCAGCAGAAGCAGCAGGAGUAGUUGAAGCCAUGGCUUUGGGUGCUGAAAAUCAAGCAUGCUCAAAUCUUAAGGGCAGGCAAUCUCCAAACUCAUCAUUUUGUACUCGCAUCGGUGUCCAUGAACUCUAUUCGCUUGAGUUCGCCUUUACUUCUUUGCAGAUGUGGAGGGCAGCAGUUACUGAACUAGUAGCAUCCGCUACGUUUUUGUUUACGCUCUCCACAACUAUUAUUGCAUGCUUGGAAUCACACGAGACUAGUCCUAAACUUGUAAUACCAGUCGUUGUCUUCCUUAUUGCUUUCUUUUGGCUUUUGACGACUGUUCCUUUAUCCGGAGGGUUCUUCAGCCCGACUUUCGCAUUCAUGGCAGCCCUAAGCGGUGUAAUAUCUUUCGUUCGUGCUCUCUUCUAUUGCUUAGGACAAUGUUUUGGUGCAAUCAUAGGUUAUAUGAUAUUGAAGAGUGUAAUGGAUCCCACUAUAGCACAUAAGUAUGCCUUAGGUGGCUGCAUGGUCAAUGGAGGCGGGGAAGGAGUUAGCGCCGGAACAGCGUUGAUGGUAGAGUUUUCCUGCACAUUUUUGGUGCUAUAUGUUGCUAUGACCAUCAUUUUGGAUAAGAAGAAGUGCCAAGAACUGGGACUGACUAUGGUUUGUGUAAUAAUAUCGGGUGCCUAUGCUGUAUCAGUUUUUGUUUCGACUACGGUUACUGGGCGAAUUGGAUACGGUGGCGUGGGGCUGAACCCUGCGAGGUGCUUGGCUCCAGCACUUUUGCUGGGUGGCUCUUUAUGGGAUGGACACUGGGUGUUCUGGGUUGGGCCUAUUUGUUCUUGCUCCGUUUAUUAUGUGUUUAGUCUACUGUUACCAAAACAGGGCUUUGUAAGAGCAGAUGAACAGCAGCAUCUUAUUCAACUGGUUCGUUCUUCUUGUUUAGGAUCCGAGUCUCCUGAUUACUUCGAGGGGAAAGUUUAAGGAAAUUCUUUAUGGUAUCAGGCUUCAAUAAAAUCUUCUCUUUCUUUUUUUC